Pungitius pungitius (ninespine stickleback) is the source of this 1329-nucleotide messenger RNA. It is a transcript of the gene plvapb, whose product is annotated as plasmalemma vesicle associated protein b. The record is from RefSeq and is a predicted model, not a curated record. Bases 1 to 1089 code for a protein of 362 amino acids. The transcript has 7 exons. Gene Ontology annotation, biological process: regulation of vascular permeability; positive regulation of cellular extravasation. Lineage: Eukaryota; Metazoa; Chordata; Actinopteri; Perciformes; Gasterosteidae.
AUGCACAACUCCAGCUACUCCCGGGCCAAGUUUGGCCUGGAGGCCAGGGAGUACAAGCACAAGCCCAAAGGGAAGAGCUGUGGCUACUACAUGAGGAUCGUCUUCUUCUUUUCCUCCCUGAUCCAGUCGCUGAUCAUUGUCAGCUUGGUGCUUUUCCUCAUCUACGGGCAGCCAGAGAAGUCUGCAGAAGAGAAGAUGGUUGAGGAGCUGGAGCUGAACUUCAACCGGAUCAGUGACAACAACGUCCAGCUGAGGAAGGAGAAGGGCGAGCUGGGGGCUCAGCUGGGAGCUCGCACAGCCGAGAAAGCUGCUCUGGAGACAGAGCUGGCAAAGCUGAGGACUAGUUACAACUUAUCAGAAAACGCGUUAAAGGACAUGAAGGCUAGCAGAAGGAUCCUUCCAGCAGCCCCGGUGCAGCGUACAACUAAUCAAUGCCCGUCCUGUCCUAUAUCCAUUAACAUCGCUGAUCAUAAGAGGCUGCAGAACACCUACGAACAACUGCGAGAGGACCUCAAGAACACAAACAGAAACUUCAGCCAGACGAUGCAGUCCUUGAACAAAGAGAGAGACGCCGCCGUCAGAGACGCAGACACGCAGCGCCAUGAGGCCACUCGCCUGCGCGGCGAGAGCAGCAAGCUGCAGGAGCAGCUCACCACCUACACAAAGAAGUGCAAAGAGGACUUUGCUCAGUCUCUGGACGGAAUAGAAACCGUCACCAGCGAAUUCCUGAAAAAGAUCGAGAACUUCUUUCCCCACCAGCUGACCUUUCACCUCACCUGUGAAAGCCAGAACGCCGAGAUGGAGAAGAUCAAAAACAGCUGCACAAACCUGUCCAAAGAUGUGGAGAAAAGGUUCCAGCUGUAUUUAAACGCAGUGGGCGACAGGGUGGCGGCGAUCCAAUCAGAGUCCAGUGAGCUGCAGGUGAGAAGCUCGCACUGCCAACGCGACCACAGCAGGGCGGUCGAGAAGCUCCGGGAGAUGCAAACGACUCACGACGCCAAGGUGGAGAAAUUACUGAAGGAGCAGAUGGAGCUGAGAGAAACCCUCCAGCGAAUGGCCCUCUCUCGGCACAAUGUCCAGGGAAAAUAGAAACAGAACCAGCUAGUACUUCUGAGCCGACGUAGGAAAGAAACAAAAGGAAGGCAGUGGCCACCAAUGAUUGAAACCUUGAGAACCCUAAAGAUCUUGUAUUUAGCUUUGCGUCCUUGGUGUCACUGAUGACUCAGAGGUGCAGAGGUAAGGUGGCGCCUGUGGACUCAGCAGAAAAGAGGAACGUGAGGUCAGCAGCAGGAAGCAUGCACACUUAAGAUAACAAAGGACAAACAUUUU